Messenger RNA from Dalotia coriaria, 1948 nucleotides. RefSeq names its product transcriptional repressor protein YY1-like (gene Pho). The transcript is spliced from 4 exons. Bases 226 to 1326 code for a protein of 366 amino acids. The record is from RefSeq and is a predicted model, not a curated record. Gene Ontology annotation, molecular function: DNA-binding transcription factor activity, RNA polymerase II-specific; RNA polymerase II cis-regulatory region sequence-specific DNA binding. Lineage: Eukaryota; Metazoa; Arthropoda; Insecta; Coleoptera; Staphylinidae. Gene Ontology annotation, cellular component: chromatin; PcG protein complex; transcription regulator complex. Gene Ontology annotation, biological process: regulation of transcription by RNA polymerase II.
CCGCCAUUGUUAGUCGUGCGCCGCGCGUCCAUGGCGUCCGCAUCGCUCUUGCAGCCAUAUUGGUUUGUACUACCCGUCGCACGCCGCUCGCUUGCGCCGCCAUCUUGGCCGCUCGCGACGAGCCACCAUCUUUUAUAAACAAACAACAACGCGCCGCGCGCGCCCGUUCUUCGAAUCACGUGGAAGUCGGCUGUCGGCGCCGCCGGAGUGGCCGCCGCAGGCACGAUGAUGGCCGAUCCGAACAUGCUGUGCGAGGUGGAGAUCCAACCGGACAUUCAGGAGUGCGUCGAAAUCGAGACGAUACCGGUGGAUAUGCACGACGACGAGUGCGGCGACACGAUGAUCCAGGCGCUCGACGGACGCGAUAUCAUCCUCGAGGCGCAGGAGGAGAUCAUCGACGACACCGGCGACCCGCUCAAUCUGUACGACGUACCAGUACCGGACGGCUCCGACAUCUACGUGGAGUCAACAUCACCGGGCCCGUCGACGGCGCACCGCCGCAAGAAGGCCGCCAUGCACAAGGGUCGCAAUGUGCUGCAGCGGCGCGACCACAACGAGAUUAUGCUCGGCGAUGUGCACGUCGAGACGCGACCGCGCAAGUGGGAGCAGAAGCAGGUGCAGAUCAAGACGAUGGAGGGCGAGUUCUCCGUGACGAUGUGGGCGUCGGGCACUAGCGACGAUGAAGGAUCGAACCCAGAGCCGGACCCAGACUACACCGAAUACAUGACGGGUAAAAAGAUGGCUUCGGAUGGUAUCGUCCAAGGUCUAGACUUGUCUGAUCCGAAACAACUCGCCGAAUUCGCUCGUCCUGGCCUCAAACAAAAUCCGAGAAAGAUGCGCCCAUCACCGGAUACCUCCGACAGGACGAUAGCAUGUCCACACAAAGGCUGCAACAAAAUGUUCCGCGAUAAUUCCGCAAUGCGUAAGCAUCUGCACACGCACGGGCCGCGCGUGCACGUGUGCGCCGAGUGCGGCAAGGCGUUCGUCGAGUCCUCCAAGUUGAAACGCCACCAGCUGGUGCACACCGGCGAGAAACCGUUUCAAUGCACGUUCGAGGGCUGCGGCAAACGAUUUAGUUUAGAUUUUAAUUUAAGGACACAUGUACGCAUCCAUACGGGUGACCGCCCCUACGUGUGCCCCUUCGACGGGUGUAACAAGAAAUUCGCACAGUCAACGAACCUCAAGAGUCACAUAUUGACGCACGCCAAAGCAAAAUCGAGAAACUCGAUAAACCGCAGCGCCAGCCAGCACAUGCAGAUCAUGCAGCCGCAGUUCGUCAAGGUGGAGGUGGCCGACGUGGAGCCGUACAUCGUCUACACCGAUUGAAUUUCCACACUCCUCCGCGUGGACACAAAGUGAUAUUAGCCGUCAGAGGACGUACAAUCAUCUAUUAUUAUUAUUAUUCUAUUAAUUGAUAAUGAAUUCGCAUCGCAAACCAGAACAAAACCAAGUACCACUUAGUUUUAACGAAGAAAUCUACUACGCCUAAGUUGCUAUUACUAUGCCAGACUAGUUUUUAUACGACGCGAGUGUUUUGUGCGAGAGAUAAACAAUUUACAAACAAUACAACACAAAAAAAAAGAGUGAUAUUUUAAGUUUUAACGCAACUCUCCCCCCGAUUCGUAUUGGUUUCGUUUUUACCGCGUACCGUGUACUCUCUUACGUUCUAUACUACAUUUCGUCUUAGUUUAUUAUGGAUUAAGUCAUCUCUAGAGGUUAGACACACAACUAUCAUAACUCGUUUCGAUUAUGAUUCCUAUCAAUGUGAGCAGAAAGAUGUGAGAGUGGAGAAAGAAUAAGCUGUACAUACUACGAUCUAGCUGAUAAGCAUAGUUCUAUCUACAUUGUAACUGUAUACAUAUUAAUUUAAGAUGAGAGCUGACGAGAGUACGUUACAUACAAAUGUGGAAAAUAUUUUGCAAGCAAAAAAUAAAGAAAUUUCAGCAAA